AUGCGCCGGGCCUCCCGCGAGCCCAGCCCGCUGGGCGCUUCAGCUCCGGUCCGGCGCACAGGUGGUUCCGGCAAGGUGCCGCGCCUUAGGCGCGUAUGGCCUUCCGCCCUCUCUGCAGACGCGAUCGUCGCUGGGGGCCUCGAGUCUGACCCCGUAAAGGACGACCUUUCCGUGUGCUUCUUUGCCUUUGCACCCACGGCACGACAUCGGAAAGGCAAAAUUCCCGUCUCAGCCCAAGUCUGCCCUGACCCAAGAGUCUUCACCCAAGACUUCCUGGACCCGGAACAGUCUGCCCGGCAGAAACUCAACGUUCCUCCUCUGAGCUUUCUGCCCCUGCCCUGUCCACCGUCCAAACACCCCCAUAGCAGGAACCAAAUUGCCCUUGACGCCCCUUCCCCAGGGUCCGUGCUGCCCCAGAUCAAAGAGAUGCUGCGCUUUCCUGAUUCCUUGGCUUGGUCUUCCCUGUCUCUGCUCCACAGGGCCUGUCUUCUUCCAGUCCCGGUCUUCCUGCUCGGGCAAGGGUUCACCUUUGAGCCUACUCCCGUCUUCUACGGGUGUGUCCUGGGAUCCUUAUCUCCCAUCGUUCCUUCAGAGCAGUCUUUCCAACAUGCAUCAGCUUCCGUCUCCCCUACUGAUGACUUUUCAAGGACCCUCACUGCCAGCAAGCUGCAGCUCACGCUGCCUUGUUAUCGGGGAAAGCCUCCGGGCAUCUGGCCCCUGGGCGUUUCUCCAGCCUCCUCCUGGGCUGCAGCCGUGCGGAGCACCUAG
Molecule: messenger RNA, 768 nt
Organism: Rangifer tarandus platyrhynchus (Svalbard reindeer)
Lineage: Eukaryota; Metazoa; Chordata; Mammalia; Artiodactyla; Cervidae
Source: the annotation of a GenBank genome assembly